ACCCCAAAGACUGCAGUAAAGCCAAGAAGUUGGUUUGUAACAUCAACAAGGGGUGUGGCUAUGGCUGUCAGCUGCAUCAUGUCGUCUACUGCUUUAUGAUUGCGUAUGGUACCCAACGCACUCUCAUCCUGGAAUCACAGAACUGGCGCUACUCCACUGGGGGAUGGGAGACUGUCUUCAAACCAGUUAGUGAAACCUGCACGGACAGAUCUGGCACCACCACUGGCCAUUGGUCAGGUGAGGCCAAUGAUAAAAAUGUACAAGUGGUGGAACUGCCAAUAGUCGACAGCCUGCACCCGCGACCACCAUAUCUACCCUUGGCUAUUCCCGAAGACCUGGCAGGUCGACUAACUCACCUCCAUGGAGAUCCGUCGGUCUGGUGGGUUUCACAGUUCGUCAAAUAUUUGAUACGUCCGCAAGCUUGGUUGGAGAAGGAAAUUGAAGAGGCAACGAGAAAGCUUGGCUUCAGGCAUCCAAUUAUUGGCAUUCAUGUGCGUCGCACGGACAAAGUUGGAACCGAGGCAGCCUAUCAUCCUAUUGAAGAAUACAUGGUACACGUGGAGGAGCACUACAAAUUUCUCGCUCGCAAGACGGAGAUUGAUAAAAAACGAGUUUACCUCGCCACAGAUGACCCAGCACUGCUACAGGAAGCUAAGUCAAAAUACCCAGAUUAUGAAUUCAUCAGUGAUAACUCUAUCUCGUGGUCAGCGGGCCUGCAUAACCGAUACACAGAGAAUUCACUGCGAGGCGUGAUUCUGGACAUCCAUUUUCUCUCUCAGGCAGACUUCUUAGUCUGUACCUUCUCAUCACAGGUUUGUCGAGUGGCCUAUGAGAUAAUGCAAACGUUACACCCAGAUGCUUCAGCCAAUUUCCGUUCUCUGGACGACAUCUAUUACUUUGGUGGGCAAAAUGCACACAAUCAGAUUGCAAUUUACCCUCACAAACCACAGACUCCAGAAGAAAUUGUGCUGGAGCCAGGAGAUCUGAUUGGCGUAGCGGGCAACCAUUGGGAUGGUUAUUCCAAAGGUAUCAAUCGAAGAAAUGGACGAACAGGACUGUACCCGUCUUACAAAGUGAAGGAAAACAUUGAGACUAUUAAAUACCCAACCUACCCAGAGGCUGACAAUGAGAAGCCACAGUAGCUACAAUGACACUCCACAGCCUCAGUGAAUGUAUCUUGCCAUAGAUCUGAAAUCCAGCCAACUUUUCAUUCGAAACUCUAUGGUCUCUGCAGAUGCAUCUGUCUCCCUCCAUUGUCCUGCUGUUGGUUGUGUUUGGUUGUCUGCCAUCAAGUCACUGUAAUCCACAGUGAUUGACACUGCGCCAUUGUGCAGAUUAGAGCAUGAGCAAAUGUGUGUUCAAUCAUGGUGCCUAACACUCUUUGACCUUUUGAACCUUUUGGAAGAAUCACACCCAGCAUUCGUACUGAGGUGUUUUGAACUCUGACCUAGAACAGAGGUUGAACAUCGCAAACAUAAAAUUUGAUCAGAAAGACUUAACCCAUUCCAUGGCCUGUCUGAAGCCCUCACAAGAGAAGUGAUAGAGUACAUUGAGUACAUUUUUCUCCUUUCCAAAGGUAGACAAAGGAAGGAAGAGUCUGAAUAAUCCAGUGCACAUCCACAUUUCACAGAUUUUUGUAAAAGCAAAAUCAUGGACAGAAACUUUAAUACAUGACGUUUCCAGACAUUGUCUUUGAUAACAAAAACAAAUAAAUAAAAAUGAAACCAGUUAA
Rhincodon typus (whale shark) is the source of this 1732-nucleotide messenger RNA. RefSeq names its product alpha-(1,6)-fucosyltransferase. The record is from RefSeq and is a predicted model, not a curated record. Gene Ontology annotation, biological process: protein N-linked glycosylation. The transcript has 5 exons. Gene Ontology annotation, molecular function: protein binding; alpha-(1->6)-fucosyltransferase activity. Bases 96 to 1142 code for a protein of 348 amino acids. NCBI's taxonomy places the organism in Eukaryota, Metazoa, Chordata, Chondrichthyes, Orectolobiformes, Rhincodontidae.